Messenger RNA from Cercospora beticola, 909 nucleotides. RefSeq lists its product as uncharacterized. Lineage: Eukaryota; Fungi; Ascomycota; Dothideomycetes; Mycosphaerellales; Mycosphaerellaceae. The record is from RefSeq and is a predicted model, not a curated record.
AUGGCGCGUUUCACGCCCCGCCAAAUCAUAACAACCCUAAGCGUCUUCUACCUCCUCCUCCUCACCAUCCUCGCCGGCUACGCGCUCCACCGCAACAACACCCUCUCCCUCCCCAUCCCCAACGUCCAAGCAGCUCUGACCCUCGCCCUCCCACCUUUGGCCGGAAUCGUCCUCGAAACUCUCAUAUCCUUCCAAUCCUCCCUCGCCCUCAAAACCGAUCUCCUCCCCGCCUCCACCACCUCCAAAAAUCUUCCCUACACCAAAACCUUCCAAACCCUCACCGCCCUCUUCCUCAUCUACGAAACCGUCCUCGCCACUUUAUCCGGAACCCAUAUCGCCCCCAUCGGAGGCCUCUGGUGUCCGCUUCAUGAUCGCUGGCAAAGUUUGUAUAAGAACAAAGAUGGAAGGCAUAUUCGAGCGAUUCAAGAUGCGUUGGAAUGUUGUGGGUUCGCGAGUAUGAAGGAUAUGGCGUGGCCGUUUCCUGGGCAAGGAAGAAAUGGAGGCGGGGGAGCAGAGAUGUGUAGUGUGAGAUUUGAGGAGAGGACGAGGGCUUGUUUGGAGCCUUGGAGAAGUGAGGAGAGGAAAGUGGCUGUUAUGUUGUUGGUUGUGCCUGUGGGGGUGUUUUUGUGGAAGCUUGCUCUGUUCUUUGCUGCUGCUUCGGAGUCGACAUGGUUGCCUUCUGGAAUUCGAUUACCGAGUGAGAAUUCGAGAGGCUCGAAUCUUCCGCGACCUGCGAUUAUGUAUCGGGAUAUCGAACAGCAGGGUGACGAUGAUAGCCUGCGGGAGGAAGUAAGCAGGUUGAACAAAGAUUCGACCCUCGCGACGCAUGUUGAGAAUGGACGAAGAGGUCCGCGGGUUGUCGCUUCGCCAUUGAUACAGGAGCAAGAGAACGGUUGGAGGAGUGACUGA